Molecule: messenger RNA, 6539 nt
Organism: Phyllostomus hastatus (greater spear-nosed bat)
Lineage: Eukaryota; Metazoa; Chordata; Mammalia; Chiroptera; Phyllostomidae
Gene: KIF3C
Product: kinesin family member 3C
Exons: 12
Coding region: 1876-4236 (786 amino acids)
Biological process (GO): mitotic cell cycle; microtubule-based movement
Cellular component (GO): microtubule
Molecular function (GO): ATP binding; microtubule binding; plus-end-directed microtubule motor activity
Source: RefSeq, a predicted model, not a curated record
GAAGGACAAGGAGGCCAGUGUUACUGGAUCGGAGUGAGGGGAGGGGAGCGUAUGAAGACGUGAAAUGGGAGAAGUGACAGGGGACCCGAUCGUGGAAGGACUAGGCGCCCUGGUGAAGGACUUCGGAUUUUAUUUGGAGAGUGAUGAGAGGACAUUGGAAGGUGGAAAGCAGGAAGUGGCAUUUGAUUUAUAGUUUAGAAGGAAGACUGGCUGUUCUGUGGAGGAGGGACUGGGGGGCAUGGAAGCAGGGAUUCUUGUUAAAAUGCUACGUGAUGCCCAGGGAGGAGAUGGAGAGUUAACUCAAAUCCCAUUCAGCAGAAAUUUUACAGCAGAGAAAGGUGGAAAUAAACUGUUGGGAAAAGAGGAGCUAUUAGUAAUGUAGACUUGGACACGACUGCGGGGCUCUUGAAGUGGAUGUCACAGUGAUUGAGAGCCCACAAGCUUGGAUCUCGUCCGUGAUUCUGUCACAUACUCAUGUCUCCCUCUGCUGGCCAAACUUGAUUUUACAAGGUAAAUCCCAAUCCUGAAUUACUUGCACCUGAAAAUUGGUAGGCCCCAGGAUCACUAAAGAGCUAACUCUGUCUUCCUGGUGUAAUCGCACCCUGACUGUUGCUGGGACCAUACUGGAAGAAGAGGCUGUUGUAGAAAUCCCCUGGGAAAAAAGAACUGUCAUUGUCAAAGUAAAAACAGUGAAGGAAGCUUCUUACUUCUGCCAAGCCAAAGAUGAGCCUGGACUCCAGUGAAACUGUCAUUCAAACCAGGACUCAGAAGCAACUGUUCUGCCCUCGCCAUGAAAACUAAGACUGGAGCAAGGUAAGUGACUGCCCAGAGUCACAUAGUUGGAUGGAGGUCCGAACUGGAACUGGAAUCCAAGUUUUGUUUUAUGCAAAUUAUGUGUCUCUUUCUGCUAUGGAAAAGACAUUGGUCAGUGAAGGUUUCACAGAGGAGGUCCUUAAACUGUCCAAGUGGCAGGGCACCAAGUACAGAAGGGUGACAGGGUCCUCUGGGCAAAGGCACAAAGAUGCAAUGCAGCACAGCCAGUUAAGGAAACAAAACAUGGUUUCUAGAAUGUGAGCUCCUGGAGGGCAGGAAGGUCCAGCUCCUAGAAUGGCGCCUGGGGUUUAGCAAGCGUAGUGUGAAGGAAUGAGUGUCUGUAACAGACUCUCCGUAGGAGAGUAGCUGGAGGAGAGGCCGGAAGUUAGGGAAGAAGAUGGAGAGCCUUUUCUACAAUAUAGAAGGCUGAUGGAGAUGGAGGGGUGCUUGUGCGGACAGGAGGUGAGGAGAAAGUCAGCUGGAAGGUGGUUCCAGGAGAAGAGAAGAGGAAGGCAGAAAUACACCAGAGUAGGGAGAGGAGAGGACUAGGAAUUAGGGUACCUGGAGACACCCCGAAGGGGAGGGGUGGCAUGUACCUGUCUGCAGACACAGAGGCGGGAGCAUUGGAGAGACGGAGGACGGUGGCUGUGAAGGAAACAAGUGCGGAUAGCCCACCAGGCGGAGGCUGAAGCAUCAACAGCAGCGCUGUCUGCAAUGAAUGAUCCCCCAGCUGAGGGGGAGGACUCUAGCCAGGCUCCUCUGCCCCAGCAUGGGGCGGGCUCCCGGCACUGCCGUUCAGCCGGCGCGGCUCCCGCGGCUGUCCGGCGAUUCUGCUUAAUUCUGCUUACCAGCCGGUGCAGCGGUGCAGCGAGGACCAGAGGGCGGAGGAGGCCUGGACUGCAGCGGUGGGCCACCUCCCAGCAUCCCCACCCUAGGAGGCUGCAUGCGGAUUGAAGAGUGGCGCCUGGGGGCUGGGCUGGCUCCGCUGAUUCCUACCUAGGGAGGACCGCAGGACUGCCCAGGCUCCGGAGGGGGCCGUGGGGCAGGAAGGACAGGAGCAAGAUGGCCAGUAAAACCAAGGCCAGCGAGGCCCUGAAGGUGGUGGCCCGGUGCCGCCCCCUCAGCCGGAAGGAGGAGGCUGCUGGUCACGAGCAAAUCCUGACCAUGGACGUGAAACUGGGCCAAGUGACCCUGCGGAACCCCCGCGCUGCCUUGGGGGAGCUGCCCAAGACCUUCACCUUUGAUGCCGUGUAUGAUGCCAGCUCCAAGCAGGCAGACUUGUAUGAUGAAACCGUGAGGCCCCUGGUAGACUCGGUGCUUCAGGGUUUCAAUGGCACAGUGUUUGCCUAUGGCCAGACGGGCACUGGCAAGACCUACACCAUGCAAGGGACCUGGGUGGAGCCCGAGCUGCGUGGGGUCAUCCCUAAUGCCUUUGAGCACAUCUUCACCCACAUCUCUCGCUCCCAGAACCAGCAGUACCUGGUCCGGGCCUCCUACCUGGAGAUCUACCAGGAGGAGAUUCGAGACCUGCUCUCCAAGGAGCCCGGCAAGAGGCUGGAGCUGAAGGAAAACCCAGAGACAGGCGUCUACAUCAAGGACCUCUCCUCCUUUGUCACCAAGAAUGUCAAGGAGAUUGAGCAUGUGAUGAACCUGGGGAACCAGACCCGGGCAGUGGGCAGCACACACAUGAAUGAGGUCAGCUCCCGCUCCCAUGCCAUCUUCGUCAUCACUGUGGAGUGCAGUGAGCGUGGCUCGGAUGGCCAGGACCACAUCCGUGUGGGCAAGCUCAACCUGGUGGACCUGGCUGGUAGCGAGAGGCAGAAUAAGGCGAGCCCCAACACAGCCGGAGGGGCUGCCACACAGUCCGCAGGUAGUGGCGGUGGUGGUGGUGGAGAGAGGCCUAAGGAAGCCUCCAAAAUCAACCUCUCGCUGUCUGCCCUGGGUAAUGUGAUCGCUGCUCUGGCAGGCAGCAGAAGCACCCAUAUCCCCUACCGGGACUCCAAGCUGACCCGGCUGCUCCAGGACUCUCUCGGGGGGAAUGCCAAGACCAUUAUGGUGGCCACGCUGGGGCCGGCUUCUCACAGCUACGAUGAGAGCCUCUCUACCUUGCGCUUCGCCAACCGGGCCAAAAACAUCAAGAACAAGCCCCGGGUGAACGAGGACCCUAAAGACACACUGCUGCGGGAAUUCCAGGAGGAGAUUGCCCGCCUGAAGGCCCAGCUGGAGAAGAAGGGGAUGCUGGGGAAGCGGCUCCGGAGGAAGAGCAGCCGCCGGAAGAAGGCCGUGUCAGCCCCCGCCGGGUACCCUGAGGGGCCAGUGAUCGAGGCCUGGGUGGCUGAAGAAGAGGAUGACAACAACAACAACCUCCGUCCACCCCAGCCCAUCCUGGAGUCGGCCUUGGACAAGAACAUGGAGAAUUACCUGCAGGAGCAGAAGGAGCGGCUGGAGGAGGAGAAGGCAGCCAUCCAGGAUGACCGCAGUCUGGUGAGCGAGGAGAAGCAGAAGCUGCUGGAGGAGAAGGAGAAGAUGCUGGAAGAUCUGCGGCGCGAGCAGCAGGCCACAGAGCUGCUUGCAGCCAAGUACAAGGCCAUGGAGAGCAAGCUGCUCAUCGGGGGCAGAAACAUCAUGGAUCACACCAACGAGCAGCAGAAGAUGUUGGAACUGAAGAGGCAGGAGAUUGCUGAGCAGAAACGCCGUGAGCGGGAGAUGCAGCAGGAGAUGAUGCUCCGAGACGAGGAGACCAUGGAGCUCCGGGGCACCUACACGUCCCUGCAGCAGGAGGUGGAGGUCAAAACCAAGAAACUCAAGAAGCUCUACGCCAAGCUGCAGGCGGUGAAGGCGGAGAUCCAGGACCAGCACGACGAGUACAUCCGCGUGCGGCAGGACCUGGAGGAGGCGCAGAAUGAGCAGACCCGGGAACUCAAGCUCAAGUACCUAAUUAUCGAGAACUUCAUCCCCCCUGAGGAGAAGAACAAGAUCAUGAACCGGCUUUUCCUGGACUGCGAGGAGGAGCAGUGGAAGUUCCAGCCACUUGCGCCGGCCGGAGUCAAUAACAGCCAGAUGAAGAAGCGGCCCACGUCCGCGGUGGGCUACAAGAGGCCUAUCAGCCAGUAUGCUCGGGUUGCCAUGGCAAUGGGGUCCCACCCCAGGUACAGGGCCGAAAACAUAAUGUUCCUGGAGUUGGAUGUGUCCCCUCCAGCUGUCUUCGAAAUGGAAUUCUCUCACGACCAAGAGCAAGAUCCCCGUGCUCUGCACAUGGAGAGGCUCAUGCGGUUGGACAGCUUUCUGGAAAGACCUUCCACCUCCAAAGUCCGGAAGUCCCGCUCCUGGUGCCAGAGUCCUCAGCGGCCUCCACCCUCCACCGCACAUGCCUCACUGGCCUCCGCUGCUCUGCGCCCUGCGACAGUGCUAGACCACGAGUGACAACCUUCAGCCCUGCGGCCGGUCUGGCCGACUCCCGGGACCGGGCAGCCAGCCCCGAUCAUCUCAUCUGCCGCUUGGUGUGUGUGUGUGUGUGUGUGCAUGUGCGUGUUCGUGUGUGCGUGAGGGGGUGAGAGCUGGCAGACCGUGCCUCUGCCGGCUCUUCUUAGCCUCCGUUAUUUAAUUAAUGUUAUUUAUUCGUGGAGCUCAGUUAGUGUGGGGGGGAGGCCCUCGGCUGAGCCUGCCGUGUCACUGCAUAGCCUCCUUUUCCGCUGACUGUGGAUCCCGGGUCAGACUUCCAGCUCCUCGCUGUCAGCUGUUCCCAGAAAGGGGGGUGGCCGGUGCCUGCGAACAGAGGACUUUUUCUACCCGUCCCCACAACCUCCGUCUCCUCCUGUGCUGACGGGAGCAGCUCCUAAGCACUUUCUGGGACUGGCGCAAUGCUGGUCAGGAGAUGUCCCGAGGACGGGAGAUGUCCUGACAGUGCUCCCAGCCCUUUCCGCGCCUCAGGCAACCCUGGUCGGCUUCUCGGGCUCCUUUUCAAGGACUUAAACGACCUCGCCCCCACGGCCCCUCUUCAGCUUUGCCGAGAAUCCAUGGCUUCCGACCUCUGCUCUCUGCCCACUUUCCCAAGCCUGGGGUGGGACCUGUGAACUGACCGGUGGCCGCCUCCUCGGACCCGCAGGAAAUGGAAGUCCUGAGACGCGAACAGUCAUCAGGGGAAGUCCCUCCUCCGGUGUCCCCUGUUCUGUCCCCCUCCGAGAAGUAACUGUGGUCCGCAAGUGGUCAGGCCUACUCCUUGUGUCUGAGAUGCUGCUCCUUCCUGCUUCCAACGUCUUCCCCGCCGCUGCCAGGAUCCCAGUUCAUAGUGGGAGGGAACCGACGUCCUUGUGCCCCUGGCUCAGCAAAGGUAUCGAUCGGAACCUGUUGCUUCCCCCUCAUGCAGCACAGGAGACGGAGACCCAGGCACAGUCGGCCAGCGUUACCGAUUCCCCCUGUUUCUGAAUCGCAUUUGUUGGGCAGUUUUGUUGGAAACUAACCCCUUCUUCAGCAUUGUGCAAACUGGUCCCUAGGGAAGUACUCUUCAUCUCCCUUUGUGACAUCCCAAGAUGUCUCUAGGUAUCUUAAGUGAUAAGUAAAUUUCUACCAAAAAAAAAGAAAAGAGAUUAAUUUUCAUUGACUUACUUUUUCAGUGUGCAUUUUGGUGGAGGGGUGAAAAAGCAAUCAUCAGAGAAAACCAGUGGGUCAGGAUUUUAACGUGCCCUCAUAGCGGGAGUCUCCGGUUCCUAGGAUAUGCAGAAGUUGGUCACUGGGAUAAAAGCAUAAAACUGAGUGCUUUGCCUGAAAUUUGAUGUUGGGGGGAGGGCGAUUAUCUGGUUAUUCUCUUUCCAUCAAGAAAUUAACCCUUUUACACCUUUCCAGUUCUGCUCUGAGGACCAAGCUAUGGUUGGGCUUACAUCGAUGAUGCUGUUGUUUCUGCUGUAAUUGCUGGGCUAGAUGGUGGGGCAGCUCAGUUGCCAGUUGCUGCUGUCCAUCAAGGAAAUCACAUUUUCUGUCAGAGCCCCAGGGAUUAUUUGAGACUCAGAAUUCAGAUACUAGAUCCUGCUGAGGCUGGGACGUCAUGUGUAGAAAUGCCCCAGGUGUCCUGGGGACGUCCAGGCCUGCCUUGAGCAGCGUCUCCCAGUGACUUCUUUCACGUUUGUGGAUGAAAUAGCACGUGUCACCCCCCUUCACCACUUGGACACAUUGACUCUGCAUUGUCUGGUUGCGUGACCCUCACAGUCUUAUAGCACAAGCCACCCAACAUCACCACCCCUGGUCUGAGGGCUGGGCCCGAGGUGUGGUCAGAGGAGGAGCUCCCGCCUGCGGUUUCGUGUAUGUGUGUAUGUAUGUGCGUGUCUGUGUGUUUAACUCCACAGGGGACACUCUAUACUCAGCAUAAGAUAUGCUGGGAACAGGGCCACCGGGGUGGCUGGAUCUCAGUCUCUCUGUUUCUCUCUCUCUCUUCUUUUCCUUUUGAUGUAGCAGACAUUUGGUUAACAAAGUAAGGGCCUUGAUUGGAACAAAUUUCCACGUCUGUUGCUAUGGUCUUUAUUUAGGACAACAGCUAACAAUGCAGUGACCCGUAUAUUACAUAUGUAAUAUAUAAAUAUAUAUAUGUAAAACAUUGCCCCCUGUCUUCUUGGCUUAGGAUGAGGCCUGUCUGUUGAGCUGAAGUGCACCUGCAGCUCCGUGCAGCCAGCAGCCUGCAGGCCCCAGCCCUGUUCAGAUCAACACAGUCGAUAAUAAAGGAAUGAGUAUCGUUA